Molecule: messenger RNA, 1368 nt
Organism: Hyla sarda
Lineage: Eukaryota; Metazoa; Chordata; Amphibia; Anura; Hylidae
Product: ceramide-1-phosphate transfer protein-like
Exons: 4
Coding region: 179-1084 (301 amino acids)
Biological process (GO): intermembrane lipid transfer; ceramide transport
Cellular component (GO): cytosol; cytoplasm; membrane
Molecular function (GO): ceramide 1-phosphate transfer activity; ceramide 1-phosphate binding
Source: RefSeq, a predicted model, not a curated record
GUCACCUUUAUAGCUGAUCUAUGACUAGUGCUGCCUGUGUUCCCGUGUAAACUGAUAGGAGAGGAGAAGGUUCAUCUCUUAUCAGUCUCUAGAGGAUUGUGAAACAGCGACCUUACUGCAGCAGAACCAGGACACUCCGGCCACCGCAGCAUGGACAGUCCACCCCUCCGGAGAUAACAUGGCGUGUGCAGCCCUCGUGGGCAUGAGCUGCCCCAAGGUCCUUCGUCUGCUCGUCCCAUUGUCCAUGAUUUUCCUCUUUCUAUACCUGAGCUCCCUGAAGCUACCAGAUCCUUCCCUCCAUGAGUGCGUGAAAGACGGAAAACCCUGCGCCCAGGAGGAGAACGAGGUCAUCCCAAAACAUGAUAUUAAACAGACAGAGGGUCCUGACCCUCUUAGGGGCGAUGCCUCGUACCUCCAGGUGGUUGAGAGUUCUCUAAAAAACUGCAAAGGGAAGAUUUUUCAGAUAGGAAAAAUGCUGCAGUCCUUUCACUCCUGUGUGACCACAGACCAAGAGGUCUUACUGGAACACUACCUAGAAGCAUGGCGGGAGCUGAUAAAGUUCAUGGAUUCUAUGGGGACCGUCUUCACCUUCAUAUCCCACGAAACCGUAACCAAAAUCAACAUCCUACAAAACUACCUAAACGGGAAGAACGGGAGAAGCUACCGGACUGUCAGGUCCAUGAUAAAGUUCGAGCUGGAGAAUGGUGUGGUGAACUUCAAAGAACUUCCUUCCAACAAGGUUCCUUCCGGGUGUCGGACGUUGUUACGUAUGCACCGAGCCCUGAAGUGGCUGGAGGUUUUCCUCUACAAUGUUGGCACCAAUCCUGGUCAGGACAAGACCUCUGAACUGUGUGCGGAGGCCUACCACAAGACCCUGGCUCACCAUCACAGCUGGUUUAUUCGACAAGUAGCCGAGGUGGCCUUCCUGGCUCUGCCUCCUCUGGAGGAGAUGUACAAGGUGGUGUGUGUGAGGGACCAUGAUGAAGCUAGAGUCGUCCUUCUGACCACCGUGGACUCAAUUGUGAAGGUCUAUAACCUAACUCAAGAACUGUAUACGCAAAACCAUAUGCUGGAUCUACCAUGAGAAUUAAGAUACGGUCAAUAGUCUGAGUGAAGGGAAUGAUGGAACACGUUCAGGCCAUGGACAUGGCAUAUGUCGUUGUGAAGAGGUGUUAUAGGGGUACUCCGCCCCUAGAUAUCUUCUCCCCUAUCCAAAGGACUCCCUGGGGACUAUCGCAAUCUUGCUGCUUCACUCAGAGUUCAUUUAGAGAGUCGGGUGCAGUGCCGGAACGUCGUAGGCUCGUGACAUCACGGCCGGUCCCCACUCGUGAUGUCACGACCACGCCUCCUCAAUGCAAGUCUAUGGGA